AAACCUUCUGGAUAGAUUUACCAGAAGAAUUGAAGCUGAUAUAGUUGCAAAGGGUGGGCAGCUCUAUAUUAAACCCUAUUAAAUCCUGAUAAAGGGUUUCAUGUGCAUGCAAUGGCAGAUUUCCUGGAACCUUUGACAAUAUAUUGCAGAGAUAUAUAUAUAUAUAUUCAUCCAACUUGGGGUUUAUUAAAACAACUAUAUAAUCUUUAAAUUACCAGAGUUCAGCAUCUUAUGGUAAAUGUGAAAGCAAAAUAGUCAUUUCCAUACUUCAAGUCUCCUGAUUUGCCUUAAAUAGGCGUAUUGUCCACAUUUUGAGGAAUGGAAUUUGUUAAUAUAAUGAAUGAUGAGCCUGUCAGAGGUCACUGUCAAUGUCAGAGCUGUUCUGCUUUGUAUUGGUCUGUUCGUGGCAGAAAUUUGUGAAUGAGGUGUGGUAACAAGUCCUUAAAAACAUUUAUCAAUGUGAAAUGCCACAUUUAUUUGUAUCUCACUGCUGAACUGGAGAUCAUGAAGACUUUGAUUGCAGUGCUGUUUUUUCUGAGUCUCUUUGGAGUCUCUUUGGGCGUCUACAGACUUCAUUUCUUCAUCAAUAAGACUUUGUCUUGGCAAGAUGCACAAACGUAUUGCAGACAGAACUACGAUGACUUGUCCACCGUCAGAGGUACAGAUUUGGAGGCCUUAUCGAACAAUCCGCUGAUUAAAGAGAAUUAUUUUUGGAUUGGACUGCAGAAUAACCGUAACCAGUGGAUCUGGUCCACAGGCGAGGAGGCGAGGGUAACAUUUUGGGAUAAUGGAGAACCAACGAUUUUGUUAGGAGGCAACUGUGGAAGUGUCAACAAAAAGACAUUCAAAGCAUCGAAUGUAGGCUGCAAUGACCAGCUGCGCUUUUAUUGCAUGUUCGUGUUUGAGCUGAUCGUCAUUCAUCAAGAAAGCACAUGGGAAGAAGCUCUGCUUUACUGCCCUCAACACUACCUCAGUCUGGCAAUAAUAAACUCACAGGACAUCAUGGAAGAAGCCAAGAUUAACAGCACAGUAGCCCAUACAGAUGACUUGUGGAUCGGCCUGCGCUUUCUAGCUGGGAGCUGGUUUUGGGUGAAUGGAGAAGGUGUUAGAUAUAAAGCCUGGUCUUCAGAUGGAGAGCUUCAGUGUCCUGCUACGAAUCAGAGAUGUGGAGUUUAUAACCGAGCGCAGGAGGUUUGGAAACCCACUGACUGUGUGCGGAGACUCAACUUUCUGUGUGUCAAGAGGAAAUAUAUUAACUGAUUAAAUUCAUCUUGAACAGUAGUUACACUAUACUGGGAGUUUUGUGCAAUGUCUGUUUUGGAAAUGCUUUCUUUCUUUGCUUUGCUUUUAAAUUGCUGAACAUAAUUAUUAAAGGGAUAGUUCACCCCAAAAAAAUUAUGUUGUCAUUUACUCACCGCUGACUUUUUCUAAACCGGUUUGAACAUAAUUUUUGCAGAAUGUUAUAAAUUCGUAACCAUUGUCUUCCAUAAUAUUUGUUUUUCCUUCUGUGAAUGUAAAUGUUACAGGUUUCCAACAUUACUCAAAAUAUCUUCUUUUGUGAACUGAACAAAAAAAUCUGAAACUAGUUCGGAACAAGUCAAUGGAGAUUAAAUGAUGGCAGAAUUUAAAUUAUUGGUUGAACUAU
Molecule: messenger RNA, 1645 nt
Organism: Danio aesculapii
Lineage: Eukaryota; Metazoa; Chordata; Actinopteri; Cypriniformes; Danionidae
Product: CLECT domain-containing protein
Exons: 1
Coding region: 421-1260 (279 amino acids)
Source: RefSeq, a predicted model, not a curated record